Molecule: messenger RNA, 2168 nt
Organism: Carya illinoinensis
Lineage: Eukaryota; Viridiplantae; Streptophyta; Magnoliopsida; Fagales; Juglandaceae
Product: vacuolar protein-sorting-associated protein 33 homolog
Exons: 22
Coding region: 129-1919 (596 amino acids)
Biological process (GO): intracellular protein transport; vesicle-mediated transport
Cellular component (GO): CORVET complex; vacuole
Source: RefSeq, a predicted model, not a curated record
GUUCUCAAAGCACAAGAAACAGUAUCGAGGCCCAUUCUAAGGUUUCGACUUCGAGAUCACCUUCCCCUUCCUGGCUCCACGCGCAGAAAAGCGAGUUCUCAGCUGGUGCAGGGGGAAAUUUCGCUCCAAUGGCUCAGAUUCCGAACCUAGACAAUGCUUCUCUCAAUCUCACGUCCCUCAGGGAACAGUCCCAGAAGGAACUCAUAAAUAUCCUCAAGAAUAUUCGAGGGAAAAAGUGCUUGAUAAUCGAUCCAAAGCUUGGAGGCUCUCUCUCAUCGAUCAUCCAGACGUCACUUCUGAAGGAACAUGGGGUAGAAUUGCGGCAUCUUUCAGCGGAGCCAAUUCAAUCUGACUGCACCAAAGUGGUUUUCCUUGUCCGUUCUAAGAUUGAUUUGAUGAAAUUCAUAUGUUCAAAUGUUCAUAAUGAUAUAUCAAAAGGGCUCCAAAGGGAAUACCAUGUUUAUUUUGUCCCUCGCCGUGCAGUUGUAUGUGAGAAGGUCCUUGAGGAUGAAAAGGUUCAUCAGUUGAUGACUAUAGGGGAGUACCCACUGUACGUAGUUCCACUUGACGAGGAUGUCUUAUCAUUUGAACUCGAUCUUGCGUACAAAGAAAGCCAAGUUGAUGGCGAUACAAGCUCGCUUUGGCACAUCGCAAAAGCCAUUCACAAGCUUGAGUUUUCUUUCGGAGUGAUACCAAAUGUGAGGGCCAAAGGCAAAGCAUCAGUGCGUGUGGCAGACAUCCUAAACCACAUGCAAGCUGAGGAACCGGUUAACUCACCUGAUAUGGUUGUGCCAGAGAUAAAUACACUCAUCCUUUUAGAUAGAGAGGUGGAUAUGGUCACUCCUAUGUGUUCUCAAUUGACAUACGAGGGGCUGAUUGACGAGUUUCUGCAUAUCAAUAAUGGAUCCGUGGAGCUUGAUGCAUCGAUCAUGGGUGUCCAACAAGAGGGAAAAAAGAUAAAAGUACCACUCAAUUCAAGUGACAAGCUGUUUAAGGAGAUAAGGGAUCUCAACUUCGAAGUUGUUGUCCAGAUUCUACGUCAGAAAGCAACAUCCAUGAAACAGGAUUACACAGAGAUGACAACAACUACGCAGACGGUUUCUGAAUUAAAGGACUUUGUCAAAAAGCUGAACUCAUUGCCAGAAAUUACUAGACACAUAAAUCUUGCUCAGCAUCUGUCGACAUUCACAUCAAAGCCAUCAUUUCUUGGGCAACUUGACAUGGAACACACAAUUGUUGAGGCACAGAGCUAUGACAUAUGCUAUGAGUAUAUUGAAGAAAUGAUCCAUAAGCAGGAGCCUCUUGUCAAUGUUCUACGUCUUCUCAUCUUAUUUUCCGUUACAAACUCUGGGUUGCCUAAGAAGCAUUUUGACUACUUGAGGAGAGAAUUACUCCACAGCUAUGGAUUUGAGCACAUGGCCACGCUGAAUAACUUAGAGAAAGCUGGAUUGCUGAAAAAACAGGAGACAAAAAGCAACUGGCUGACAAUCAAACGCGCUCUGCAACUUGUGGUUGAUGACACUGACACAGCAAAUCCCAAUGAUAUUGCCUAUGUAUUUUCUGGAUAUGCACCUCUUAGUAUUCGUCUCAUUCAGCAUGCCGUUCGAUCUGGAUGGCGUCCUAUAGAAGAAAUUCUGAAGCUACUACCAGGACCACAUUCUGAAACGAAAAGAGGCAGAUUCUCAAGCAGUCCAUCAUUUGACACGCUUCAGGGAGCUUCAGCCAAUAUAGACAGAGCUGCUGAUGGUAGGCGCUCCCUAGUUCUUGUAGUCUUCAUCGGAGGUGUAACAUUUGCGGAGAUAUCUGCCCUCAGAUUUCUCACUGCUCAGGAGGGGAUGGCAUACGAUAUGAUCAUUGGGACGACCAAAAUUGUCAGUGGCCAUAACUUAGCUGAAACAUUUGUGGAGAAAUUGGGUUGAGGCGUAGAAUUUUGUUUGUUUAUUUGUUCUUUUUGUGAAGUCUUGGGCUAUGAGAGUAGAUUUUAGGCCCAUGUCGAGAGUUUGUUGUACUGAUGAUGUAUUUAUUAGCUUAUGCGAUUAAUUUUUACCGUCUUUCCCUACCUAUUAAUCCUAGAUGGAGUCUUAGAGCUUGCAACAAUUGCGCAAUCAUUUUGUAAAAAAGUUUGUAAAAGAGCAGAAUCUAUUAUUAAAAAAAUUAAUUUUUGAUUA